AUGGUUGAAGAAAUAACACGAAUCAUCCAGGUAGACUUGGACCUGAAAUACAAAGCCAACAUCCGAGACCUGUUUGAGGAGUUUGACAACUUCAAGGAAGGAGCUGUGAUUGGGAUUGCCAGGGAAAUGCAACCGGUGUACAGGCACACGUUCUGGCAGUACCGCCGCGAGAACCCCCACACCAAGGUGGGGGAGCCGCCUCCGGACGGGCUGCCUGGCUUCAACAGCGGCGUCCUGCUCCUCAACUUGGAAGCCAUGCGGCAGUCCAAGCUCUACAACCAGCUCCUGGAGCCCGCCGCGGUGCAGAAGCUCACAGAGAAGUACCACUUCAAGGGCCACCUUGGGGACCAGGAUUUCUUCACCAUGAUUGGGAUGGAGCACCCAGAACUCUUCCACGUGCUUGACUGCACGUGGAACCGGCAGCUUUGCACGUGGUGGAAGGACCAUGGCUACAGCGAUGUGUUUGACCAGUAUUUCCAGUGUGAGGGUGAGGUCAAGAUUUACCACGGGAACUGCAACACUCCAAUCCCUGAUGACUAGGGCACCUGCCUGCCCUCGCAGCAGA
This is a messenger RNA of Tinamus guttatus (white-throated tinamou), 565 nucleotides long. Lineage: Eukaryota; Metazoa; Chordata; Aves; Tinamiformes; Tinamidae. The record is from RefSeq and is a predicted model, not a curated record.